Molecule: messenger RNA, 3197 nt
Organism: Cajanus cajan (pigeon pea)
Lineage: Eukaryota; Viridiplantae; Streptophyta; Magnoliopsida; Fabales; Fabaceae
Product: zinc finger CCCH domain-containing protein 30
Molecular function (GO): protein binding; metal ion binding
Source: RefSeq, a predicted model, not a curated record
UUCUGUCUCUAUUUGUUUCCUCCUUUGCGUAAUGAUGUUAAAGUGUGUGCCAAAUAUGGUGCUACCGUGAUCCGCGAAUGAUCUUUGUCUUAUUCAGCUCUUGUGAGCGUGGGGGAAAUAUUUUGUUAUUAUUGUUUUUUUUUUUUAUUUUUGGAAUGUGUUCUGUUCUUUUCAGUUGUUGGCUUUUUGUGAAUCUAGGUUUAGUUCACUCGCUGUUUGAUUUCGUAAAGUGCUUGCUUUGUUCCUUCAUUGUUUCUGAUUGUUGUUUGAAAACAAGAAAUUAUGUUCUGCUCUUUGGUUUCUGGAUGUUUGAAGAAGAGUAGAGGAACUUGGAUGGUUGUAAGAGGAGCUGAGUCUCCUCCUGCAAAUGAAAGUAUGUGCUGUGAGUUGGAGCGGUUAAAGCCAGCACUAUCUCCAUCUCCGUUGCCUAUUUUGAUUUGCACAUCUCAACCUAGAAGCCACGAGAUGAAUCACUUUUCUGUUGACACUGAAGAUUCUUUUGCAAGCUUGCUUGAACUUGCAGCCAAUAAUGAUGUUAAGGGUUUCAAACGAUUGAUUGAGUGUGAUCCUUCCUCCGUAGACGAGGUUGGGCUAUGGUAUGGUCGCCGCAAGGGGUCAAAGCAGAUGGUCAAUGAGCAAAGAACUCCUUUGAUGGUUGCUGCUACCUAUGGUAGCAUUGAUAUUAUGAAACUCGUUCUUUCUCUAUCUGAUGCUGAUGUUAACCGACCUUGUGGCCUUGACAGAAGCACUGCCCUUCAUUGUGCGGCAUCAGGUGGGGCUGAAAAUGCUGUUGAUGCUGUGAAACUGCUUUUGGAAGCAGGGGCUGAUCCGAAUUCUGUGGAUGCCAACGGGCAUCGUCCUGGAGAUGUUAUUGUUUUUCCUCCCAAGCUUGAACAUGUUAAAAACAGUCUUGAGGAGCUUCUUCAAACUAAUGAUUCUAUUGCUGGAUGUAAUCUUAGGGUUAUCACAAUCUCAUCCAAUGCAUAUUCACCACCCUUGUCAACCUCGCCGGAGAUUGGGUCUCCUUCUGCUGCAGAUUUCCAGCUUAAGUUGAAGUCUAAUGACGCCCCUGUUUCUUCUGCAUCUGAGAAGAAAGAGUAUCCUGUUGAUCCAUCACUUCCUGACAUCAAGAACAGCAUAUACUCAACUGAUGAAUUCCGAAUGUAUUCUUUCAAGGUUCGACCUUGUUCCCGUGCUUAUUCACAUGAUUGGACUGAAUGCCCUUUUGUUCAUCCAGGGGAGAAUGCUCGACGAAGGGAUCCCAGAAAGUACCAUUACAGCUGUGUUCCUUGUCCUGACUUUCGUAAGGGUGCUUGUAGGCGGGGAGACAUGUGUGAAUAUGCUCAUGGGGUUUUUGAAUGCUGGUUGCAUCCUGCACAGUAUAGAACCCGACUGUGCAAGGAUGGAACAAAUUGUUCCAGAAGAGUUUGCUUCUUUGCCCACACUGCUGAAGAGCUUCGACCAUUAUAUGUUUCAACUGGUUCUGCUGUUCCUUCUCCAAGAUCAAGCACAUCUUCUGCCAUGGAUUUUGCUGCAGCCAUGAACAUGUUGCCUGGCUCUCCUUCCUCGAUGUCGGUCAUGUCUCCUUCCCCGUUCACUCCUCCCAUGUCACCUUCUGCCAAUGGCAUUUCACACUCUUCUGUCGCUUGGCCCCAGCCAAACAUCCCAGCAUUGCAUCUUCCGGGAAGUAAUCUCCAGUCUAGUCGUUUGAGAUCUUCACUCAAUGCUAGAGAUAUUCCUAUGGAUGAUUUUGAUAUGUUACCUGAUUUUGAUCAGCAGCAACAGCUCCUUAAUGAGUUAUCAUGCCUCUCUCCACAGCCAAUAAAUUCUAAUACCACUGACCUUCAAUACGGCUGCACUGAACUUCAAUACGGCCUUAUUGUGAAACCUCUGACUCCUUCAAAUCUUGAUGAUCUCUUUUCUGCUGAGAGUUCUUCUCCCCGAUACGCUGAUCCAACAUUGACUUCAGCUGUAUUUUCUCCAACUCACAAAUCAGCUGUCCUCAAUCAGUUUCAGCAGCAGCAAAGCUUGUUGGCACCUGUGAAUACAAAUUUUUCUUCUAAAAAUGUUGACCAUCAUUUAUUGCAGGCCUCAUAUGGGGUUCAGGCAUCAGGAAGAAUGUCUCCGCGAAAUGUGGAACCAAUUUCUCCAAUGGGUUCUAGGAUUUCUAUGCUAGCUCAGCGUGAGAAGCAACAAUUUCGCAGCUUAAGCUCCCGGGAACUCGGCUCCAACUCUGCUGUUGCUGCUGCAGCUGCUGCCUCUGCCAAUUCUUGGUCAAAAUGGGGAUCACCAAAUGGUAAGUUGGAUUGGCCUGUUGGUGCUGAUGAAGUAGGUAAGCUCCGAAGGUCAUCUUCAUUUGAGCUCGGGAACAAUGGUGAGGAGCCUGAUUUAUCGUGGGUCCAGUCACUUGUUAAAGAAUCACCAACAGAAAUUAAAGAUAAAUUGGCAACUAGUGUCUCAAAUGUUGGAGCAGCUGGAUCCUCCAAUGAGGGAUCAAAUAUGAGCACACAAAUGGAGUCUGUUGAUCAUGCUGUACUGGGAGCAUGGCUUGAACAGAUGCAGCUUGAUCAUCUUGUGGCUCAGCAAAACUGAAAUGAGUUUCGCUGAUCCUGAGGUAGUUAACAACAGAAAUGUUUCAGUAAAUAAUAUAUGUUCUUUUUGAAUUUUGUUGAUGGAAUUGGAAGAUGGUUACAGUAACUAAGAAAGGAAGCAGUAAGGAAAGGAACCACUGAGGGAAAUUCAUUUUCAGGUUUAGUGUUACAAAAGUAACUUGGAAGGUUCAGAAAACCACUGGGUGGCAUUCAGUGAAUUAAUGCCAGUGUAGGGGUUUUUUGGCUGCCUAUCUAUUAAAAUUUUAGGCUCACAUUCCUGUCAUUUUUUCGUUCCUUGAGGAGCAAAUGUUCUAUCGCAAUGCAGUCCUAUUCCUAAGUUUGAUCAAUCUUUUUAAUUUUAUUUCUUUAUAUUUUGGGGUAGAAAAUGAAAUUACAGAAGGGUCAUUAGAGUUAAUUCCUUGUGUCUCCAUUUUGGUCCAAUUUUGGGGAUGAAAAAUACAGGAUGUUGGAUAUGACGUUUCUCAUGUAAUUUGGAAUUAAUAAUUGUCGAUGCCAGGGAGUGGGUGAUUUAGGAAUAUUUAAAGAUUGAUGAUCCUUUGAGCACGUAACAUUCAAUUGAAGUUUAUUACUAUAUUAUUUUAUUAU